CGGGGAGGGAUAGGCCCCGCCCCCUUCCCUUCCCCUCAGUCCUUCUUCUGCCGCCCUCGCGCCCGCCCGGCCUGAGUCCCGCUCCCGCCGCGCCCUGAGGAGGAGCUCCCGAGCCCGGCUCCUGAGGCCGAGAAGGAAGGAAGGAAGGAAACAAGGCAGGCAGGAGCGCCCUCCUCUCCUCUCCUCCCUCCCCGCGCCUCUUGGCUUGACUUCCGCCGGGCAGGCCUCCCUCGCCUUUCCCUCAGCGCGGGCCAUGAGCGGCUGGAGCUGCUACAUCGACAGCCUGAUGGCGGACGACACGUGCCAGGACGCGGCCAUCGUGGGAUACAAGGAGGCGCCCUCCGUCUGGGCCUCCGCCCCCGGAAAGACCUUCGCCUCCAUCACGCCGGCGGAGGUGAACACUCUGGUGGGGAAGGACCGGAGCAGCCUCUUUGUGAACGGCCUGACGCUGGGGGGCCAGAAGUGCUCCGUCAUCCGGGACAGCCUCCACACGGACGGGGAGUGCACCAUGGACCUCCGGACAAAGAGCACCGGCGGGGCCCCCACCUUCAACAUCACAGCCGCCAUGACCAACAAGACGAUAGUGCUGGUGAUGGGCAAGGAGGGCGUCCACGGCGGCUGCGUCAACAAGAAGUGCUACGAGAUGGCCAACCACUUGCGGCGGUCACAGUAUUGACCGUCCCUCCGGACCCCCCUCGGGCCCCCUCCUCCUCCUCCUCUCUCUUCUCUCUCUCUCUCUUUCUCUCUCUCUGCCUUGACCCUCCUGCGGUACAACUACUGAUGAUGAUGACGACGAAGAUGAAGAAGACGGAAGAGGAAGAAGAACAGCAGCGGAAGGAGGAGGGGGGGCCUCUUGGAAGGCGGCUUCCUGGACCAUCGAGGGACCCCCCCCUCCCUCCCUCCCUCCCUCGGCGCCACCGGAUCUGCCGCAUUGAAUAUGAUUCCAGCUCCUCCCUCUUCCUCUGCCAUGUUUUGUUCUAACCCCCCCUCCCUCCCCCCCCCCCCAAUUCUUCCCUUUUUUGCCAUUUGUUUUUUCUAUCACACAAACACAAGAAAAAAAAUCCUUAUUAUCGCUGCCAAAUUUUCUGGUCGUUACAAGGUGUAGUUUUUUUGGUUAAGAAAACUAUAUUGGAUCAAGGAAAAGAAAACCGAAUAAAAGAAAUCGAGGUUCUAAAA
Messenger RNA from Anolis sagrei ordinatus, 1176 nucleotides. RefSeq names its product profilin 1 (gene PFN1). Gene Ontology annotation, cellular component: cytoplasm. Gene Ontology annotation, molecular function: actin binding. NCBI's taxonomy places the organism in Eukaryota, Metazoa, Chordata, Lepidosauria, Squamata, Anolidae. The record is from RefSeq and is a predicted model, not a curated record. Gene Ontology annotation, biological process: actin cytoskeleton organization; positive regulation of actin filament bundle assembly; regulation of actin filament polymerization.